This is a messenger RNA of Ixodes scapularis (black-legged tick), 1671 nucleotides long. RefSeq lists its product as uncharacterized. The coding region runs from base 1 to 1671 and encodes 556 amino acids. Gene Ontology annotation, biological process: DNA replication, removal of RNA primer. The record is from RefSeq and is a predicted model, not a curated record. Lineage: Eukaryota; Metazoa; Arthropoda; Arachnida; Ixodida; Ixodidae. Gene Ontology annotation, molecular function: RNA-DNA hybrid ribonuclease activity; nucleic acid binding. The transcript has 2 exons.
AUGUCUGAACAAGCUCCAUCGCUGGCGCCAGGGACCUCCGAGGGCGGGACACCCGGACCAUCACAUGCAAGUGCUCAGCAGCCAACUCAGAACGCCGUAGCCAUGUCGCCAGUUGUCAUGGCUACCAGUACUGUAAAAAUCCCAACCAAGCGACGAUGCCCGGACUUUGAUAAAGAUCCACUAUCCGACGACGACCAAACCUCUACCUACACUGUUCACGGCACAGUCGCCCCAUCGGAGGGAGGCAGUCAGGAUCACAUGCAAGACGUCGACCUGGACGAUUACGAGAACCCUUUCACUGAAGUCCGAUACAAGAAAAACCGCCCUGCAGGGAUACCAGUAGUCUUUAAAACAGUCAACAGAGAAAAAUCUUUCUGGCGCAUCAAUCCCAAUGUUGUUGCCAACGGAGUGAUUGGCAUCGCCAAAGAGAAACUACCCUCGCACCGCAUCAACAAGGAUGGCAGCCUUGCUGUUAGCGUGGAAUCUCUCCUAGCGGCAAACAGGCUUCUUGCUGUUACAUCGCUUUGUACCAUCGAGGUGACCACGAGUGUCCCCGAGUCAUACUCACGGAACCUCGGGAAAAUCAAAGGAGUCCCUCUUGAAUACUCGGACGGACUACCCGUCACAGCACCCCAUCAUGCGCAUUGGCUCCCAAGUCCAAUCAACCCUCCGUGGACAAUUCCGUCACCGGAGAUACAGACCGAAAUUCCUGGUCUUGGAUCAAAAUCUUCGGUGGCCCCCCUGGUGGCGAAGACAAUGUCCCUCUCCCAUUUAGAGGCACGCUACAAAGACGACAUUCAUAUUUACACAGACGGGUCAACAUCUAACAAGGGGUCAACAUCUGCUUACUCAAUUCCGAUGUUGGACACAUUUAAAUGUUUUCGAUUGUCCCAUCAUACAUGCUCGACGUCAGCGGAGUUACAUGCAAUACUUUCAGCAUCAUCAUUCAUUGAAGCAUUCGGUACACCAUCAAACUGGGUUAUUCUAACGGACUCGAAAUCAUCCCUAGAGUUAUUACAGGGCAUGCACCUUCGUACUACCCAGGCGACCAUUCUAUAUCGGGUGCAACUCACAUUAGCACAAGCUCGACUCCACGGACAUAACGUCAGGCUACAAUGGAUACCGAGCCACUGCCAAAUCGCCGGAAAUGAAGAAGCUGAUCGCCUGGCAGCUCAAGCUCACGAUGGUGACGUAAUGGAAGCGACAUCCUUUACCUCUGGAGAUGCAAAAUUCAUCCUUCGUCACUUACGCCAUCUACGUUGUCGGCAGUGCUGGCUAAAGGACACUUCAGCAAACACUCUCCUACCAUAUAUUGACCCGGAUUUUGAGCUUCCGCCACACACCGGGAUGAAAAGAAAAUACGACGCAUUAAUCCAUCGACUCAGACUUGAAGUGGCCUUUACUAAUAGCUUUUUAUUUCGAAUUAAACGUCGAGAUUCGCCAAGAUGUGACUGUGGAGAACCAUAUCAAGAUUUACAACAUAUCCUCCUUGACUGUGAACGCUUUCGACAUGAAAGGCGCCGGAUGGAGAUUCGCCUUCAAAUAUUAGAUGAUAGACCCCUGUCUCUGACCAAGUUGCUGGGGCCCUGGCCAACGCGUAAAAAGCAAGACAGAGCAAUGAAUAUCAUUCAUGACUUUCUAAAGGACACUAGAAUCGUGUAUGAUUAUUAA